Messenger RNA from Erigeron canadensis, 1206 nucleotides. RefSeq lists its product as uncharacterized. NCBI's taxonomy places the organism in Eukaryota, Viridiplantae, Streptophyta, Magnoliopsida, Asterales, Asteraceae. Bases 59 to 1060 code for a protein of 333 amino acids. The transcript has a single exon. The record is from RefSeq and is a predicted model, not a curated record.
UCCAUCUUUUUAAGCCUUCAUUUUUGUCUUGCACCAAACCAUAACUAGCAUUUCCCAAAUGGGUUGUGCAUCAUCACAUCUGCUAAACCAUGAUGAAGAUUUUACCAAAAUCGGUAGCUCGGCCUUGGGCCACCAUAUCGUCUCUCUCACUUCCACCACUUACGGUCUCUUGACCCUCGACCCAUUGUCCUCCAAAACCAAUGUCUCUUCUUCCGUCAUCUCAAUCUUUCCUAAAUCGGAAUCCGAGCCCAUAUCAGAACCACCACCUGAAGUCAUUAAUUCGUGGGAACUCAUGGCGGGUCUUGAUCCCACACCAGAAAGCUUCCGCCUUUACCCAAAUAAGAAUCUGAUAUUUCAACAAAAUUCACAUCUUGAUCAUAAGAAUCUGAAAACUCAAGAAAAAUCAAAUCUUGAUCAUAAAAAUCCAAUUUUUCAAGAAAAUUCAAAUCUUGAUCAUAAGAAUCUAAUCUAUCCAGAAAAGUCAAAUCUUGAUGAAAAGAAUCCAAUUUUUUUAAAACCCAUAUCACCCAAGACAUUUUCACUUGAUGAAUUUGAAAAUCUUUGCCCACCAAAAGGGGAAAACAAGGUAGUAUUGUAUACGACAACGUUAAGAGGGGUACGCAAGACGUUUGAGGCUUGUAAUGCCGUGAGGGCGGUAUUGGAAGGAUACGGGGUGUUUGUUUGUGAAAGAGAUAUAUCAAUGGAUCAAGGUUUCAAGGAAGAAUUGAGAGAACUUUUAAAAGGGAAAGAUCGAGUCGAAUUGGUGCCACCACGAGUGUUUGUCAAGGGUAGAUACCUUGGUGGAGCUGAGGAGGUGCUUAAGAAAAUGGAGGAAGGAAGUUUGGGUAAAUUACUUGAAGGUUUGCCAAAAUCGAAAGGCGGGUAUGUGUGUGAAGGUUGUGGUGGGGUUAGGUUCUUGCCAUGUUUUCGGUGUAAUGGAAGUUGUAAAAUGGUGGUGGAUUGGAAGCAAGAGGGCGGCCGAGAAGGGCAGAAAAGGGCAGUUGUAAGGUGUGGUGAUUGUAAUGAGAAUGGACUAGUUCAUUGUCCAAUUUGCAGCUGAUCCCAUCAUGUUUUUUGGAUUUGCAAAUCAUGGUUUAAUUUAGUAGUAUACUAUUAUAUUCUGUAGUGUUGUAACUGCUGAUGUUACAAUGGUGUAUGUAUAUUGUUCAGAUGUAAUGUAAUAUUCACUAAUUGAUUAAAAAUGAG